This is a messenger RNA of Selaginella moellendorffii, 521 nucleotides long. Its product is annotated as protein ELF4-LIKE 3. Lineage: Eukaryota; Viridiplantae; Streptophyta; Lycopodiopsida; Selaginellales; Selaginellaceae. Gene Ontology annotation, biological process: positive regulation of circadian rhythm; entrainment of circadian clock. Bases 86 to 409 code for a protein of 107 amino acids. The transcript has a single exon. The record is from RefSeq and is a predicted model, not a curated record.
GUCAAGGUGGGUUGCUUUCAUUCCCAAGUUCUGUUCUUCUGGCCGCUUACAAGCUGGAAGUAUUUGUUACAGGAUUUGAGGAGAGAUGGACUCCAGCUUGGGUGGAGCAGAAGGCAAGGCAUGGGGUGUGUUCCAGAGAACCUUCCACCAGGUCCAGUUCCUGCUGGACCACAACCGGCUGCUCAUCAAGGAGAUCAACGUCAACCAGGAGUCCCAGAUCCCGGAGAGCCUCUCCCGAAAUGUGAUGCUCAUUAAGGAGCUCAACUACAACAUCAAGAGAGUGGUGGAGCUCUACGCCGGCCUCCCCACCUCUUUUAUUCGCAGCUUCAGCAAUCUCCCUUCGCAAGUCACUGCUGCUACCGGAACUUAUCCAGCGGAGCAAGGCCUCAAGCGAGCUCGCUCCACUUAGUAAAGCGAAGAUCGCGAUCUUCUUGUGGAUAGAUAGCUCUGUGUGAAUAGUGUGUGUGAGCCUGUUACAUAAAGAAAGGAAAGAGAAAAGAUCUGAUCUCACUUGGUUCGUA